This is a messenger RNA of Quercus lobata, 727 nucleotides long. RefSeq names its product basic blue protein-like. Bases 98 to 442 code for a protein of 114 amino acids. The record is from RefSeq and is a predicted model, not a curated record. The transcript has 2 exons. Gene Ontology annotation, molecular function: electron transfer activity. Gene Ontology annotation, cellular component: plasma membrane. Lineage: Eukaryota; Viridiplantae; Streptophyta; Magnoliopsida; Fagales; Fagaceae.
UAGAGUCUCAGUUCUAGGCACUCUCACUCUCAAGUAGCUUUCUCACACUUCAAACUUCAGCCUUCCUCAGUAACGUACUAUACAGCUCUGCUUCAAGAUGUCUCUGGGAAGAGGCAGUGCAAGUCAAGCCAUGGUCGUGGUGGCUGUGCUUUUGUGCCUACUUGUUCACUUUGAACACGUGCAUGCAGCAACUUACACAGUCGGAGACUCUGGUGGUUGGACCUUUAACACUGAUAGUUGGCCCAAGGGAAAGCGUUUUAGGGCUGGUGAUGUGCUCCCUGUGGACCGGGCCGGUUACAGUAGUUGCACAUCUCCGGCGGGUGCGAAAGUGUACAAUUCUGGGAAGGACCAAAUAAAGCUGGCGAAGGGACAGAACUACUUCAUCUGCAACUUUUCUGGGCACUGUGCGUCCGGGAUGAAGGUUGCUAUUAAUGCAGUGUGAUGUGUUAUGUCAGACAAGUACUAAUAGAACUAAUAGUGGUAAUGUUCCUAUUAGAUGUGUAAUAUUACAUGUGAGAGAGUGUGUAUUUUAGUAGUAUUUGGCUUGAGUGUGACUACUACAAAAAGUGGGUACUAUAAACUGGCUAGACGCUAGAGUAACUACAAAAUAAGUUUAAUGUCUCUUGCUGUUAUAUUGUCGCUAUUAAUUUAUGGUUAAAAUCUGUGGUUUCUUGAGUUUUGGAAUUUGCUUUGACGUAGGUCCACCAAGAUCACGGACUUGUGUUAA